AGCACGGAAAAGAGGAGGCAGAGACAGAAUCUAGAAAAUGAGCUACAAAUACCCAUGUCCUUCCUUCACUUCUUCGCAAGCACAGAAAAUCUUUGAUUUUUUCUCCCCAUUAUUUUAUUCGGUAGAUGCGUUGUUGUGAUAUAUAUCUAUCACUCUAUCAGAUUGCCAUUUUGGAGAGGAGAGAAAGAAAAGAAUGGGGGAGAGAGAGAAGAAUAGAGCGAAUCAAGAUGCCCCAUAGGGCGAAAGAGAAAGUUGUACUAUACUCCCAUAAAAGAUAAAAGAAGAUGUUGACAAUUUUCAAGUCAUUGUUCUUCUCAAAGGCUUGAUUUUGUGUAGAGAGAGAGAGAAGAGAGAAAUGUUUAUCUAGGUUCUGUUACUGUGCCUGCUUUUGGUUGAUCAGAGAGUGGCCCAACAGAUGGGGAUUUGUUUCUGGGUUGUUUUCUUGUGCAGAUCAUCUUUUUUAAGGUUGUGUUCUUCAAUGGCCGCCAAGGUACAAAGAUUGCAGCUUUCUGGUUUUGGGUCUCGGAGGUCUUGUCUUUCUUGUUGAGGUUGUUGUUGGGCUCAGAAAAUAUUGCACUUUUGAGAGGGUAUAGCACAACUGCAGAAGAACUGGGUGGCUAGGAAUGGGAACUAAGAUACAAUGUAAGACGUAUUUGCCAGCGUUUUACUCUGUAAAGGAUCUGAAUGGCCACGUUAAUAAUAGGGUGUCUUUACUAAAUCAUGAAGAACAAACGCUAAGAAGUGUUCAGCAUUUCGACUUUUUCGCAUCAUGCGUGCCUGUGCCUGUGGAUGGAUACUUUGAAUACGACAAGGAGAAAGUGAGGCAGACGAUUUUGAAGCAUGAAUCGAUAUUCAGGCACCAGCUUCAAGAACUGCAUCGCCUUCACAGGAGGCAGAUGGAACUUAUGAGUGAGUUGAAAACGAGAGAACUGCAAAGGAAUUCGAUGAAAGCUGAGACCUUUCGUUUCGGGCACUUGUUGUCUCACGCUCCUCCUCCCAGUUACAGUCGGUCUCCGUUUGAAUUCAUAAAAGGCGAAAACCGGGCUAGUCAUUUCUCCUCCCGAGACAAAGAAAUUCCACGGGCUGGUGAUGAAGACAGAUAUCUCGAGUUCUCAAAGAGGACCAAUCGUCUUGCUGACUUGAAUGAACCCAUAUUGCUCGAGGAAGCUCCAAUCUUGGCCUCAAACGCCAAUCCUCACAGAAUCAAUUCUCUUGCUGAUAGCAAUGAGAGUAUGGAUAAGUUGUCCCAGAAUCACAUCAUAAGAAGGAAAGGACAGGAGCAUUUGGUUAUCGACAUAAAUGCUGAUGUUCACUCUGACAGUUCACAUACGCCUUUUCCAUCUAAUAACACCAAGGCAGAACCCCCGAAGAAAAGGACGAUUUUUGGUGUAGUAAUAUCCGAAGGAAAUGAAGAACGAUCUAUGGCUGUUUCCAGUGGAAGUUGUCAAACGAAGCAAGAAAGUUCCAAGGGAGCAUUGCCAUGGUUCAUGGUGAAAUCGCAGCAUGUUCUUGACGAGAGCAAAGAGGGCGAGAAUUGUUAUCACAUGAAUCUUGAUUUAUCGAAAAAUCGUUCUCAGCAAAUUUUCGGGAAAUCAGAAAUAGAUGAGGGUUUUUCUCGAAUUUUGAAUAGGAAACAAGAAGCCAAGCCAUCAACAUCCAUCAAAGAUUCUGGGCACAGUGAUAUUGAAGUCGUUAAGAAGAUUUUUGGGGUUCCGAUUUUUAAGUCCUCUAAAGAUGAUGUAAAUUCUGCAGAUUCCCUCUCCCGGGAUGUUCAUGGAGCUAAGGAUAAUACUAUUGAGAAGAGACUGGACAACAACAUUUCCGGUUUUUGUCAUCAGAUUGAUCUUAACCUGUCGUUGGAUGAAGAAGAGGUGUCACCCCCGCCUUCUCUCCCUCGAGAAGUUGUGGAAAUUGCAAUAGCAGAAGAAUCCCGGGAGGAUAUUAAAUCAGGAUUUGAGGAAUUUAAGGAACCUCGUGGAGAAGUUGCGAGACGAGCUGCUGAGGCUAUAGUUUCCAUCUCACAGACUGGCGAUAAUAUGAACUCGGAAUCUGCAACUACUGCUUGCCUCGAAUGGUUUGCGGAAUUGAUUACUUCCGAAGUGAAUGGCGAUGAGUGUGGGAUAAUGGAAGCUUCCCCGGGGAAAGAUUCCAUCCCCGAUGGUAUGGAUUACUUCGAGUUUGCAACGCUCAAGUUGAGAGACAUGAAGGAAGAAGGGCAGUGUUACGAGCCAUCUAUUUUUGAAAUUCACGACGAAGAAGAAAUAGGGGGGGAUACAACACAAUCGAAACGCCCCCGAAGAGGGCAGGCGAGAAGGGGUAGGCAGAGGAAAGACUUCCAACGGGAUGUCCUGCCGGGAAUCAUGUCCCUUUCUAAGCACGAGCUAAGCGAGGAUAUCCUGACAUUCGAGGAGCUGUUGAGAACCUCGGGUUGCUCUUGGCAGUCGUGUUUGCCACAGAAGAAGGCCACCGCCAAGAGUUGUAGGGGAAGGAGGCGGCGUGGAGGCGGCUCAACUCCCUCCCCCAUUAUAACCGCCACCACUCCACCAAACCAACCUCUCGGCAACAAAGUCGAGGUCGAGAAGGCCACCAGCCUAACGGGAUGGGGAAAGAGGACACGACGCCUGCCAAGGCAGCGGUGUCCAACUACACAUCAUGUUCCUCUGAUGCAAUGCUAACAUGGUUCCUAAAUUUCCUCAAAACAUGUACUAGGAACAAGAGGCUGCAUAACAUUCUUGAAAGUAAUAAGGUUGCAACAAACACUGUCAACUUACACCACCAGAAAAGGAUGGCCUUUGUAUCAGACCUCCCAUUAUUUAUUCAGAUCCGAUCUUGAUCAGACUGGGUUUGUGGCGGCUUAUAGAGCUAUAAUGUCCAUGUAUUUCUUAUAUCAUCUUUGUCUUAUAUUUGAGCUUAUUAACAUUAUUUGAACUAAUUUAUAAUUAAUCCCAUUAUCCUUGCAG
Messenger RNA from Ipomoea nil (Japanese morning glory), 2960 nucleotides. RefSeq lists its product as uncharacterized. Lineage: Eukaryota; Viridiplantae; Streptophyta; Magnoliopsida; Solanales; Convolvulaceae. The transcript is spliced from 5 exons. Bases 624 to 2675 code for a protein of 683 amino acids. The record is from RefSeq and is a predicted model, not a curated record.